UUGGUCGAAAACGCCCUUUUUUUUUAGUAGUGUUUUUCUUCUUUUAUUUGAUAGAAUUGUUUCACCGUUUUGUUGGAGGCUCUGACAUGAUGACAGAUUUGAAAGACAAUACCAUUCCAUUUUGGGCUGUUCCGAUUGUUGUUAUAAUCUUACCUUUACUGGUCAUACUUGUCGUUUACUUCAUCAAAAGGGAUGUCUACGGUGUGAAUCAAGCUAUAUUAGGAUUGCAGUACUCUGUAAUCAUCACCUUUGUUCUUAUUGAUGGAAUCAAAGAUGCUGUUGGUCGACCCUGUCUAGACCUCCUCUGGCGUUUCCCUGAUGGAAAAGGGGUAUGUCAAUCAAAGAUGACAAAGUCUUAUAGACCUUCUUGUCUAAUUUUGUGUUUCUUUUUGUCGACUGAUGAAUAUGUCAUGGAUCACAAGUUGCGCGAAUUGUUCAGUCAAUGUAUCGAAAUCACUUGUGCAAAACUUAUGCUAGAUGAGAAAGGAGUCAGUAAGGACUUUGGAUUUGUAUGUUUUUCCACACCAGAGGAGGACACUCCCGAUUUGGCACCUUUUCUGCAAAAUGCUGGUCGUGAACCUAUAAAUGAGGUCAAAUAUCAUUUGCGUGGUGUGAAUGAAGGAUUUGUUGUAUCCUCUGCUGGCACUGGUAAAGUUGGAUCUUUCGCUGAGGGUUCAGUAGACCUGAGUACGAUGCUUACUGUCGCUCCUCCUACACAGCAGAAACAGAUACUUGGAGAGCACCUUUAUCCUCUAGUCCGUCAGCAGAAGCCUAAUCUUGCUGGCUGCUAUGGUGCAAAGAGCAGUGAGGUGCUUAAGCACUCCAAGAAUGAAGUUUCCAGUCAAGAUUCACUCGUCCAGAUUAUCUCUCAGCUGAAAUUGCAGUUAGUUUGGCAGCAGUAAUAUUGUCUUCAGCAUCGAUAAGAGUUUUAGCCAACAAGUUUGUCAAAGUAUCAGGCGACUGUGUUCGCUUCCAUAGACUUGAUGCUUAAUUCUAGUUUUAAUACAGUCUUCUGGAGAACUAUAAACUCAUAUUUUGCUUAAGCAUUUGUUUGAUAUAGAAGUCCACAAUGUUAUCAAACAAUAUUGUGACCGCAUGUAUCUUGUUUUUGUGGCUGUUAAUACUUCUCAGAAACUAGUAGCUAAUAUGACAUGAUAGAAACUGCUUUGUCCUC
This is a messenger RNA of Lycium barbarum (goji berry), 1174 nucleotides long. RefSeq lists its product as uncharacterized. Lineage: Eukaryota; Viridiplantae; Streptophyta; Magnoliopsida; Solanales; Solanaceae. The transcript has 6 exons. The record is from RefSeq and is a predicted model, not a curated record. Gene Ontology annotation, molecular function: phosphatidate phosphatase activity; RNA binding. Gene Ontology annotation, biological process: phospholipid metabolic process. Bases 87 to 902 code for a protein of 271 amino acids.